AUGAGUCUCCUCAAAGAACGUAAACCAAAGAAGCCUCAUUACAUCCCAAGACCACCAGGAAAGCCAUUUAAGUACAAGUGUUUUCAGUGCCCCUUUACUUGCAAUGAGAAAUCCCAUCUUUUUAACCACAUGAAGUAUGGGCUCUGCAAAAACUCAAUUACGUUAGUAUCAGAGCAGGAUCGGGUUAUCAAGUGCCCAAAAACCAGCUCCUUGGAGCCCAAGCAGAUCAAUCAGCUUGAAUCCACAGUCAAGCCAUCUUCUUCUAAAUCUGUCACCAAUGGACUGGCAAACCUUGAUUCAAAGCCACCAUUUUCUUUUGCAAAAGAAGAUGCCAAGGAAAAUGUUGAACUACAAAACCAGGCAACAACCACAGCAAUUCAAGGACAAAAACCAGUGAUGCAGAAGGAAUUAAGCCCUGCCAGUGUUACCACAGAAAGCACGAUUGGCAUGCAGCCCCUCCUGGACAGCAUUGUAAGGCCCUCUGCUUUUGUUCCUGUAGGAGAACACAGAGAUAGUAAAGGCCCAGAAGCCAGUGAAGUAUCUGAAAUGGUAUCACGCUCUAACAAAAGUUCAGCCUUUCACACUAAGUCUGCAUUUCAUGCACCAAGUCACCCAUGGAAAGCAGGUUCUCCUUUUCUCCCAGAGUUCCCACAUAAAAUUGCUCCCACAAAAGGCUUUGGUUCCAUUUCACCUUAUAUGCAGCCAAUGAUUCCUGAGUACUCUCCUCAUUUUUAUGAGCAUAGGCUGGCUAUCUACACACCUUACCUGCUACCAGGUAAUUCAGAGUGUGAAAGCUCUGCUCUGUCUGUCUAUGGCGCACAAGAUCAAAGACACUUUCUUCCCCAUCCUGGGCCACUUCCAAAACCCAUAAAUGCAUCAGCAUAUGAACACUAUCGAUUGUUCCAACAAUAUCAUUCCACUCCUCCACUACCAUAUGGAUUUUGUAGGCCAACAGAUCCUCCAUUUUACAGAUUUUCACAUGUAGCUGGUAUUAACAGAGAUCAAAAUUCUCAUCUAAUGGAAGAAACUACCUUGCUGUAUCCAGCUUCUUUAAGCCCAUCCCAACAAUACCCUCUAAGUUCACAUAAAAAACAAGGAGAUUAUGAAAAAGAAAUUACAUUAUUGCAUGACAAAAGUCAUUCCAAAGAUGACCAAAAUGAAAGAGAGAAUGCUAAGAUGAGCCCUCUUGCAGGAAGUGCAGCAACAGGCUCCCCUGGCAGACCUAGUCCAACCAACUUCACUCAGACCAGCCACACAUGCGAAGGCUUAUUUGACCUCUCUAACAAGUCAUCUUCCACAUCACUUGGCAAGUAUGAUCAACCAGAAGAAAACUUCACAGCUUUCAGACCUGUGAGAAAAAGCACUGAUCAACCGACUCUACUUCCAAGUGUGCAGACACAGCAAGACAGAGGGGAUUCACCUACCAGCAUUAACGUCACUGAUGAAGAUUCACACACACAGAAUGAAUGCCAUAACCAUGAAGGCUCACUGUCCAACAGUGAAGAAGACACAGGGAUAGCUCCCCUUAAUCUUUCAAAAAAGGGUGACACAAACACAGGACCUGUUCACGAGCAUGCCUAUAAAAACACAUCCAAAACAGAAAGUCAGAACUUUCUAGAACUGCAAGACAUGCCUCUGAACCUCUCGGUAAAAGAUUCCUGUAACACGGGAAACCUGAAAACAUCAUUCCAGAGUCCACCUCAUGAUAAUGGUGCUGCUACUUCUCCGAACACCGAAAGAGAAACCUCUGGAGCAGAUGCAUGUAGCCCCAAGAAUCCUACCAACAGUGCCUGUGACAAAUCUUCUUUCACAGCUCAGCACAAUGAAGCGCAAGAUUUAAGAAUAAUUGACAGCUGUGAUGAGCAGAAGCAAACAGCAGCUGUAGCUCUCUGCCAGCUGGCUGCCUACAGCCCCAGCAAAGUGAGAGUGGACAGUGAAGGGCAGAGUCCUCAGGACAGUAACACCUCAUGUACAGAAGCUGCUCUUAAUUCUACUGAUACUCAGGAUACUCAGUGCAAUCAAAAAGUAAAAGGACAAAAAAGGACAAAUCAAAAAGAAUCGGCAAAAUCCCAGCAGGGCACUAAAAGAGCAAGGUCAAAUGACUGUAGCAGAGUCUUCACUUUAAGGAAGAGAACGAGAGUAUCUUAG
Chaetura pelagica (chimney swift) is the source of this 2148-nucleotide messenger RNA. RefSeq names its product zinc finger protein 750 (gene ZNF750). NCBI's taxonomy places the organism in Eukaryota, Metazoa, Chordata, Aves, Apodiformes, Apodidae. The transcript has 2 exons. Gene Ontology annotation, biological process: epidermis development; positive regulation of transcription by RNA polymerase II. Gene Ontology annotation, molecular function: promoter-specific chromatin binding; RNA polymerase II cis-regulatory region sequence-specific DNA binding; DNA-binding transcription activator activity, RNA polymerase II-specific. The coding region runs from base 1 to 2148 and encodes 715 amino acids. Gene Ontology annotation, cellular component: nucleus. The record is from RefSeq and is a predicted model, not a curated record.